CUAGCUAAUCAGAGGGCCAACUGCAGCUGAAACCAAGAGGCUGGGGGCUUAAUGAAAAAGGGUAAGCGUGCAGUCUAGGACUGGGAACCUGCAGGAAUGACACCAUCUACCCGGUAUACCCGCUGACCGUAUCCCCUCCUCCCGCCUAUAAAAGAACCUGAAGAAUUGAAAGAGGACUGUGUGCAUUUGGAUAUUCCAGAGGAAAGAAUUACAACAAUAUUUCCCUUCUAAAAACAAAUCCAUUGAAAGGCAGUGAGUGAACCAAAAGAAGAAUUUUGGAUAACAAUUUUACAAUACAAAUUUUCGUUUUAAUUCUUAAAAUGUUUUAUGUUGGCUUACUGGUCUUGAGUGGCUGCUUGGCCCGGGGGACCGGCUACAGGAAAACUCCAGACACGACAGCUGUUAAUCAGAGACAGUACCAGAUCCAGAAUGGCCCGUGCAGCUACACCUUUCUGCUGCCUGAGCAGGACAACUGCAGGACCCCGAGCAGCACCUACACCAACCUGGUCCAGAAGGACGAUCCGGCAGAGUAUGACGAGUCUGCCCAGAGGCUGGAGCAGCUGGAGAACAUCAUGGAGAACAACACGCAGUGGCUCCUCAAGCUGGAGAACUAUAUCCAGGAAAGCAUGAAGCAGGAGAUGGCCCAGAUCCAGCAGAAGGCUGUCCACAACCACACGGCAGCCAUGAUAGAGAUUGGGGCUAACUUGCUGAGUCAGACCACUGAGCAAACACGGAAACUGACCAACGUAGAGGCGCAGGUAAUAAAUAAUACAACUCGGCUCGAACGUCAGCUUCUUGAGAACUUUCUGUCAACGAAUAAGUUGGAAAAACAGCUCAUUUUCCAAAUAAAUGAAAUAAGCAAGCUGAAUGACAAAAACAGCUACCUGGAGAAGAGGGUGGGGGAGAUGGAGAUGCAGAUGCAGGUGGAGCUGGAGCAGCUGAAGGAGAAGAAGGAGCAGCUCUCUACACUGGUACUGAGACAGACUGCCGUCAUCGAGGAGCUGGAGAAACAGCUGAUCCGGGCCACCACCAACAGCUCUGCCCUGCAGCGGCAGCAACAGGAGCUACUGGAGACCGUCAACAACCUAAUCUACACCAUCUCCGUCCCCGCAGUGAACAAGCCUACCAUGAUGCAGGAUACACCGACCACAUACCCAGACUGUGCUGCACUCUAUAAGUCGGGGAACACAGACAGUGGAGUCUACUCACUGGCCCUUCCCAACACUACACAGGAGAUUAAGGCUUACUGUGACAUGGAGAUGGAGGGCGGUGGAUGGACAGUACUACAAAAACGAUUUGAUGGUCGGGUUGACUUCCACCGUACGUGGAAAGAGUACAAAAUGGGCUUUGGAAACCCUUCAGAUGAAUACUGGUUGGGAAAUGAGUUUGUUUCGAUACUGACCAAUCAGCAACCCUACGUCUUGAGAAUACAGAUGAUGGAUUGGGAGGAAAACUCAGGAUUCUCACUAUAUGACCAGUUCUCUCUCGGCAGUGAAGCAGAAAACUACAGGAUACACCUUAAAGGCUACAGUGGAACAGCAGGCAAAAUUAGUAGCCUUGGUCAACCAGGAAGUGAUUUCAGCACAAAAGAUGCCGACAAUGACAGAUGUGUUUGCAAAUGCUCACAACUGACAACAGGAGGCUGGUGGUUUGACGCCUGCGGCCCCUCUAACUUGAACGGAAUAUUUUUCCAGCACGGCCAGAACUCUAAUCGAUUCAAUGGAAUCAAAUGGUACUACUGGAAGGGCUCAGGCUACUCACUGAAGUCUACCACAAUGAUGAUCAGACCAGUAGACUUCUGAGGCUGUCCCAGAAACAUGCCUCUCACAGACGGACAUAGGAGAGCACUGGGAAACUACAGACAAAAAAAAGACUGAACUGCUCCAUAACAGCAACCUCACCACAAGGAAAGGAACAAAUUAAUUCACUCCAACAAAAUUGACAGGUGAAAACAUGCAGAAGUCUAUGAACUGUGUAUUUUCAGAAACAUAUGGGCUUUGGACUGCAUAACCAACCAGGACAAGGCAGUCAAAGGAUGAAACAGGUAUUUAUAGCUAACUGGAACUGUGGUAGAGAUAACAGUAUUGUUUUCUAUAACAAGCAAUACCCGGGGAAAUGUCAGUGUGUAACACAAUGCAAGGUUGACCAAGUACAUUCUGUAAUAAUGAUAUUUCACCCCAUUACAUUUGAUACAAUGAAUUUGAAAAUGGUUACAUUUUAUAAUAGGCCUAAUACUAAAAGCAAAGAGAACUAGGGUACAAAUACUUGAUCAAAUAUGAACAUAACGCGCUAUGGUCAUCAGUAAUGAAUCUACUGCUUUUCUUUCUUAGAGCUUGUACAUACUUACAUGAUAUAAUUUAAAAUGUAUAGAUGGUUCACAAAAUCUAUUAAAAUCAGAUGUGAUAACUUUUAUUGGGAUGUUACUCAAAACAUGUAAUCAAUGUCAAUUAACCUAAUUAUGCACUUGUGCAAAUCUAUUGCAAGUGUGUUCAACUUUUUCCAUGAUUACACAAUCGACGGAGUAAUUCGACUUCCACGUCCUUUGCCUGACUUAGGCUACGUACUCUGUUGUGAUUCUAAUCUGUACAAGGUAUCCAGAGAAAGUGGAGCAUAUCUGCUUAUAUUUAUCAAUCGAAUUUAAUUGUUGUACUGUAGAAAUGUGAUUUAUGGUUAUAAUAAUUUAUGUAAUACAUUUUACCCAUGCUUCUGUGAACAUUUGGGACCAAAACUUUUUCACUUAAUUCUUCUAAACAACUGGCGUUAUGAGUAGGAUUAGUGUAUUUAGGAAUUUUUCUGUGUGGAGUACAAUGUCUUGUCAGAUCCUGUCACUCCUACGUGACGCUCGUCCCUGAACCGACGGCCGGUCGCACAAUCUGAUGUGAAACAAUGAUGUGGAGAAUGGAUAAUGGUUGUCAGAAAGGCAAAGAAAUAGACUUUAGAACACCAUGCAAAUUAAAUUAUCUUAAAUUCAA
Molecule: messenger RNA, 2972 nt
Organism: Salvelinus fontinalis (brook trout)
Lineage: Eukaryota; Metazoa; Chordata; Actinopteri; Salmoniformes; Salmonidae
Product: angiopoietin-2-like
Exons: 9
Coding region: 321-1802 (493 amino acids)
Biological process (GO): Tie signaling pathway
Molecular function (GO): receptor tyrosine kinase binding
Source: RefSeq, a predicted model, not a curated record